AUGGCGGGGCAGUGCCUGAGGUCCGGAGCCGCGGAGCGCGCCGGCAGCUGCUGGCAGGACCCGCUGGCCGAGGCGCUGAGCCGGGGCCGGCCGCUUGCGGCGUCCCCGGGCCGGGGCUGCGCGCGAAGCCGGCCACUUAGCGUGGUCUACGUGUUGACCCGGGAUCCGCAGCCCUUAGCGGAACCCGAGACUGGAGCCGAGGCGGAGCCGCUGCCUCUGCGCUGCCUGCGUGAGGCGUGCGCGCAGCUCCCCGGACCGCGGCCACGACCUCAGCUGCGCAGCCUGCCUUUUGGGACCCUGGCGCUGGGAGACACCUCAGCGCUCGAUUCCUUCUACAACGCGGAUGUGGUGGUGCUGGAGGUGAACAGCUCCCUGGCGCAGCCCUCCCUGUUCUACCACCUGGGUGUGCGGGAGAGCUUCAGCAUGACCAACAACGUGCUCCUCUGCUCCCAGGCCGACCUCCCUGACCUGCAGGCCCUACGGGAGGACAUUUUCCAGAAGAACUCGGAUAGCGCUGGCAGCUACACGCUGAUCCCCUAUGUGGUGACAGCCACUGGUCGGGUGCUAUGUGGAGAUGCGGGCCUCCUGAGGGGCCUGGCUGACGGCCUGGUACAGGCUGGGGUGGGCACCGAGGUGCUGCUCACACCCCUGGUGGGCCGGCUUGCCCACCUGCUGGAGACCACGCCCACGGACUCCUGUGGCUAUUUCCGGGAGACCAUUCGGCAGGACAUCCGGCAGGCACGGGAGCAGUUCAGCGGGCAGCAGCUGCGGCAGGAGCUGGCUCGCCUACAGCGGAGACUGGACAGCGUAGAGCUGCUCAGCCCUGACAUCAUCAUCAACCUGCUGCUCUCCUACCGUGAUGUGCAGGACUACUCAGCCAUCAUUGAGCUGGUGGAGACACUGCAGGCCUUGCCCACCUGUGACGUGGCCGAGCAGCACAGUGUCUGCUUCCACUACACAUUUGCCCUCAACCGGAGGAACAGGCCUGGGGACCGGGAGAAGGCACUGGCUGUGCUGCUGCCACUGGUACAGUUUGAGGGCUCAGUGGCACCUGACCUAUAUUGCAUGUGUGGCCGUAUCUAUAAGGACAUGUUCUUCAGCUCUGGCUUCCAGGAUGCUGGGCACCGGGAGCAGGCCUAUCACUGGUAUCGCAAGGCUUUUGAUGUAGAGCCCAGCCUCCACUCGGGCAUCAAUGCAGCUGUGCUUCUCAUUGCCGCUGGGCAGCGCUUUGAGGACUCCAAGGAACUCCGGCUCAUAGGCAUGAAGCUGGGCUGCCUGCUGGCCCGAAAAGGCUGUGUGGAGAAGAUGCAGUAUUACUGGGAUGUUGGCUUCUACCUGGGAGCUCAGAUCCUCGUCAAUGACCUCACCCAGGUGGCACUGGCUGCAGAGCAGCUGUACAAGCUCAAUGCCCCCAUAUGGUACCUGGUGUCUGUGAUGGAAACCUUCCUGCUGUACCAGCACUUCAGACCCACACUAGAGCCUCCUGGAGAAACCCCACACCUCGCCCACUUCUGGCUCCACUUUUUGCUACAGUCCUGCCAGCCACUCAAGAUGACUUGUCUCCAAGGGGAGCAGUGCUUGGUGCUGGUCCUGGAGAUGAAUAAGGCGCUGCUACCGGCCAGGCUGGAGGCUCAGGGUACCAACCCGGUGAGCACAGUGACAGUGAGCCUGCUGGAGCCCAGUAAGCAGGACGUUCCCUCCAGCUGGACCUUCCCGGUGGCCUCCAUCAGCGGUGUCAGCGUGUCGAAGCGAGACGAGCGCUGCUGCUUCCUCUCUGCGCUUCCCCCGGCUCAGGACGUCCAGCUGUGCUUCCCCAGCGGAGGGCACUGCCAGUGGUUCUGCGGGCUGAUCCAGGCCUUGGUGAAGAAUCCGGACUCCACGGCGGCCGCAGAGGAGGCGGAGGGCGGAGGGGAGAUAUUGGAGUUUGAUUAUGAGUACACGGAGUCGGGAGAGCGGCUGGUGCUGGGCAAGGGCACCUACGGGGUGGUGUACGCCGGCCGCGAUCGGCACACGCGGGUGCGCAUCGCCAUCAAGGAGAUCCCGGAGCGGGACAGCAGGUUCUCUCAGCCACUGCAUGAAGAGAUCGCUCUGCACAAACGCCUGCGCCACAAGAACAUCGUGCGCUAUCUGGGCUCAGCCAGUCAGGGCGGCUACCUCAAGAUCUUCAUGGAGGAAGUGCCUGGAGGCAGCCUGUCCUCCUUGCUGCGGUCAGUGUGGGGACCCCUGCAGGACAACGAGAGCACCAUCAGUUUCUACACCCGCCAGAUCCUGCAGGGACUCAGCUACCUGCAUGACAACCGCAUCGUGCAUCGAGAUAUCAAGGGGGACAAUGUACUGAUCAACACCUUCAGCGGGCUGCUCAAGAUUUCCGACUUUGGUACCUCCAAGCGACUAGCAGGCAUUACACCCUGCACUGAGACCUUCACAGGGACCCUACAGUAUAUGGCCCCAGAAAUCAUUGACCAGGGCCCACGAGGGUAUGGGAAGGCAGCGGACAUCUGGUCAUUGGGCUGCACUGUAAUCGAGAUGGCCACAGGUCGCCCACCCUUCCACGAGCUGGGGAGCCCGCAGGCUGCCAUGUUUCAGGUGGGCAUGUACAAGGUGCACCCACCAAUGCCCAGUUCUCUGUCAGCCGAGGCUCAAGCCUUCCUCCUCCGAACUUUUGAGCCAGAUCCCCGCCUCCGAGCCAGUGCUCAAGCACUGCUGGAGGACCCCCUCCUGCAACCCGGGAAGAAGAGCCGCAACCCCGGUGCCCCCCAACAUGCUCUAAGGUCCUCAGACACCCCUUCCGCCAGCCCCACUCCUUUAGCUGACUUGACCUCCCAGUCCCAGACAUUCCCGCGGCCUCAGGCACCCUCUCAGCACCCUCCCAGUCCCCCCAAGCGCUGCCUCAGUUAUGGGGACACCAGCCAGCUCCGGGUGCCUGAGGAGACUGGGGCCGAGGAGCCCGCGUCCCCUGAGGAGAGUUCGGGGCUGAGCCUCCUGCACCAAGAGAGCAAGCGCCGGGCCAUGUUGGCUACGGUACUGGAGCAGGAGCUACAGGCCCUGGCAGAGAGUCUGUGCCUGGAGCAGGAACAGGGACCUUCUCUUUCUCCUCAGGGUUCCCAUCUGGGGAGGAAUCAUGUGGAGCAGCUACUGCGCUGCCUCAGGGCGCACAUCCACACUCCCAACCGUCGGCAGCUGGCCCAGGAGCUGCAGGAGCUGCAAGGGCAGCUUCGGGCCCAGGGCCUUGGGCCCAAGAUUCUGCAAGGACCGCUCUUCGCCUUCCCGGAUGCGGUGAAGCAGAUCCUCCGCAGGCGCCAGAUCCGCCCACACUGGAUGUUUGUGCUGGACUCGCUGCUCAGCCGCGCUGUGCUGGCAGCCCUGGCUGUUCUGGCCCCAGAGGCGGAGAAGGAGGCUGUCCCACCGAAGUCGGAGGAGUCCAAUGAAGAGGAGUCCCAGCGGAAGCAGCAGGAGACCCCAGUCCAGCGGAGCCUGCUCCCAGGGGAACCCGAGCAGGGAACCCCACCUUCGAUGGUGCAGCUGGGCCUCUUGCGAGCAGAGACCUAUAGGCUACGAGAUGUCCUGGCUGAGAAGGAACGGGAGUGCCAGGCCCUGGUGCAGCUAACCCUACAGCGCGUCAGUGGGGAGGCCAGGACCUGGGCCCUGGCCUCAGAGCCCCCAGCUGCUCUCACAGUGGACCAUGGCCUGGUGCGGUGGCUACAGGAACUGAAUGUGGAUUCAGGCACCAUCCAGACGCUACUGAACCACAGCUUCACCCUCCAUGCCUUACUGACCUGUGCCACUAGAGAUGACCUCAUCUACACACGCAUCAGGGGAGGGAUGAUAUGCCGCAUCUGGAGAGCCAUCUUGGCACGGCGAGCAAGGUCCACGCCAGUUACCCCUGGCCCGCAGGAGGCUGAAUGA
Lipotes vexillifer (Yangtze River dolphin) is the source of this 3906-nucleotide messenger RNA. RefSeq names its product mitogen-activated protein kinase kinase kinase 6 (gene MAP3K6). The transcript is spliced from 30 exons. Gene Ontology annotation, molecular function: MAP kinase kinase kinase activity; ATP binding. Gene Ontology annotation, biological process: MAPK cascade; protein phosphorylation; cellular response to stress. Lineage: Eukaryota; Metazoa; Chordata; Mammalia; Artiodactyla; Lipotidae. The record is from RefSeq and is a predicted model, not a curated record. The coding region runs from base 1 to 3906 and encodes 1301 amino acids.